UUCCAAUGUAUGUCAAAUAAUAAUAAUAAUAAUGUCAAACUAAUCAUCCAACAACGUCCAUAUUCAUGUAUGUCAUGUUAAUGUGCACAUCAAAAGAAAUGAAGGCAUCCAUGAACGUGCAAAUCAUAUAGUUGGAGAUCCUCAUCCACUGACGUUAUGCAACCAUUACCACAAGCACCGACCAGCCGCGAGGGGUUGUGGGAAGGCCAGAAAAUGCUCCAUGCGUCUCGUCGUGAUAUCGUUUGGUGUGCCACAGAGAUAGAUAGAUAGCAUAGCAUAGCAUUAACUGCUUUGGCUCCUCAAGUCGUUUGCAAUGUAGCGCCCAAUUUCGGCAUCUGCAAUUCUAGGUCUCUGACUCUGGAGUCCAUGAAAGGUGUAUCCCUCGUGACGGAGGCUCCUAGUCUCGCGCUGCGAAUUAAUGCACAAAGGGUUUCUCUGCCGCAUACGAUCCUGGACUUGUAACUGUGUGGCGAAGCUCUCAUGAUGGCAGCAAAUUGUUUGAGGAUGCCGCAAAUCCUGAACAGCAUGAAACAAAAGUUCCCGCCUCGUAAUGGUAAUGGUACAGUUGGGUGGUUAGUUACUCGGAAACGAACCGAGUUCUUAGAAUUUCGUUGAAAGCGUGAAUUGGAUCUCAACAAGGACUUGCAAUUUUAGUAUCUAUCAAAUGGCUUUUCGGAGGUGUUGGGUAGGUUUGAAGAUUCGAAGAUCAGGGUAACAAAACACGAAUUGAACGGAGAGGUUGUCAUUGGUUUGCGCACUAUUGCGAGGGUGUCAGUUCUGGUGGCAGGUGGAGCACUGGAUCCAGGUUGUGACCGAGAAGUGAUUGUCGACGUCAAUGGAGAGAAUUGAGUUCCGCGGCGACUACAUUCCAGAGCGUGACAGUGUGUGUAGGUGUGCAGCUAGGACGCUCAGGGAAGUGGUGACGGAGGAGAUCCUUGCGAAUCCGAGGUGGUCACCCCAUUGUCCCGUUGCCUUCUCGAACUGGUUCGCCUGGCCUGGUGAUCACGACGUCAAGAAGACAUUGGGCAGUACGAUUUCGGCAUUGCAAUUGCCGAUGAUGCGAUUGAUUGAAGGUCCUUAUGGAUUCGGUUUCGAAGCGUUCAUGAGCGCAGGCGUGUGAUAAGGAAAUUCGGAAAUAUGCUGCCAUGUCGUGGCAGAGAUGGAGAAGCGAGCUGCUGACGUGGUGCGCCGAGGGAGGUUCAAUCUUCUGUGCUGGUUCUCUCGCUUAGCUGUUCUAUGUCAAUGCGCAUUUGCUCUAAAUGAGGAAGGUCAAUUACUGCUCGAGUGGAAGCAAGGCCUUGAAGAUAUGGACAACUUCUUGGACGACUGGAAUCCGAAUGAUGCUACUCCAUGUCUGUGGGCUGGCGUGUACUGUAAUCAGAAAUCUAUAUCUGCAAUCAAUUUCACUGGCUUCAACAGCCUCGCUAGCCCACUCACCUCUGAAACUUUCGGGCGAUUCUCCAAUUUGAGAGUCCUAAACGUUGGAAACACAAAUCCUUAUGGUGAUUUCCCUCGCGACAUCGUGAAUUGCUCAAAGCUCGUCUCUCUUAACCUUAGCUGGACCUACAUUUGGGGGAAUGUUCCAGCGGACAUCAGUAAUCUGAGAUUACUGCAGCAUAUGGACCUUAGCUAUGCAUACUUCAAUGGAACCUUGGUAAAUACCAUCGGUAACCUUCGUAAGCUUCGCACUCUUAGUCUUCAAUGCAACUACUUCGGAGGCUCUGUUCCGGAAUCCAUCUCUUCAUUGAAGAAGUUUGAAGUGCUGACUCUCGGAAUCAACAUGUGGACUGGAAAAUUUCCGUCCAGCAUCUUCACGCUUCCGAAUCUAGGUCUAUUGAUGGGAGACGACAAAUUGGACAUGAUGCCAAUGCCGGAUCUGACUUAUUGGGUAAACAUGGGAGAGCUCCGCCUCUACAACGUGAACCUUGCGCAAGCUUUGUUUCCGAUGGGAGUGAAGAGGAUGUCCAAUCUGGUGGUGCUUCAACUCUCGGGGUGCAACUUGACGGGUCCAAUUCCUGAGUUUCUUCACAACCUGACGCACCUAGAAGUGAUCGAUCUUGACAGGAACUCCCUUAGUGGUGAUGUCCCUGACGUAUUCGGCGGCAUGACGAACCUGAAGGAUUUCUCCGUGCAGUGUAAUCGCUUCACGGGUCGUCUCCCGUCCACCACAUAG
Physcomitrium patens is the source of this 2173-nucleotide messenger RNA. The record is from RefSeq and is a predicted model, not a curated record. NCBI's taxonomy places the organism in Eukaryota, Viridiplantae, Streptophyta, Bryopsida, Funariales, Funariaceae.